AUGUGGUUAUCUGAAUCUCAAAAAUUCGGAGUUGCCUUUACAUUUGGAGGGUUCCUAUUCUUCCUCUUCGGUAUUUUGACAUUCUUUGACCGUGCACUACUUGCCCUAGGUAAUGUCCUGUUCCUUACAGGUGUACUGCUGAUCAUUGGUCCCCAGAAGACCUACAAUUUCUUUACAAGACCUGCUAAAAGACGCGGAUGUAUCUUUUUUGUGUUUGGUAUUCUUUUAAUUCUUAUGAAAUGGACAUUCACUGGAUUUAUUAUUGAGUCCCUAGGGAUUGCGGGCCUAUUUGGAGAUUUCUUUGGUGCUAUCAUCCAAUUCCUAAGGUCAAUGCCCUUGAUCGGCCCCAUACUGUCACACCCAGCUGUGGCACCAAUUGUGGAUAAAAUUGCUGGGGUAAAUGUAUUACCAGUAUAA
Messenger RNA from Zygosaccharomyces rouxii, 417 nucleotides. It is a transcript of the gene GOT1, whose product is annotated as Got1p. The coding region runs from base 1 to 417 and encodes 138 amino acids. Gene Ontology annotation, biological process: retrograde transport, endosome to Golgi; endoplasmic reticulum to Golgi vesicle-mediated transport. The record is from RefSeq and is a predicted model, not a curated record. The transcript is spliced from 2 exons. NCBI's taxonomy places the organism in Eukaryota, Fungi, Ascomycota, Saccharomycetes, Saccharomycetales, Saccharomycetaceae. Gene Ontology annotation, cellular component: Golgi membrane; COPII-coated ER to Golgi transport vesicle; Golgi cis cisterna.